CAGUGAAGGAGCGUACCCUUUUCUCCACACUCUUUCCAACCUUAUUUGGAAAUGUAUCUCUACAGGUGUAGUCAAGUUAAAAUAAGGUCAGACUAGAUUUAGGUUGGCCCUAAAUAAACCUAGUGGUUGUGUCCAGUGUCCUUAUCAGGACAGAGCAAGAGACUGAAAGACAAUUGGAGACACAGGGAAGAGGACCACAUGAUGAUGGAGGCAGGGAUUGGAGUUAGGCUGCCACAAACCAAGAAGACCAAGAAUUGCCAGCAACAGCCAGAAGCUUGACAAGGCAAGGGAAAAUUCUUCACUGGAGCCUUGGAAAGAGCCUGGACCUGCAAACAUCAUCACUUUAGGCUUCUCUCCUUCAAAACAUUGGGAGAAUAAGUGUUGUUUUAAGUCACCUGUUAUGUGGUAAUUUAUUGUGGCAGCCGCAGAGGACAAAUAUACCUCCUUUUGCUCUGUUAGGAGUGGUAAGAGACCUCAUCUGUUGCUAAUUUUAAGACAACAUCCCAUGAUCAUUUCCUUUAACCUUGUUCAUAUGUUUGUGACUUGUCCUUGUCUCUUGAUUAAACUGGCUUUCAUUCAACCAAUUGAAUGUGCCAUCUCUCUCCUGCUGGAACAACUCUGACUGGCACACCCAGUUUCCAUUCUUCUCUUUUUCCUUUAAGUUACAGAAACACUUUCCCUUUACUAUUAUCGUUAUGUUUUGGCUUGGCCCAUGUUCACAAGGUUUUUCUGAAAUUUUCCAUCUCCUUUGCAGCUAGGGAUGGCUUUGUGGCUAAUUUCAGUUUGGUGGAUAUGAGUGAAAAUGAUAGGUUCUAUUUCUAGGUUCUGUUCUGUGGUUGAUUGAAUGAUGGUCCCUCAAGUAUAUCCAUGUCCUAAUCACUGGAACCUGUGGAAUGUGUGUGUUCCUUUCUGUAGCAAAAGAAACUUUCAAUGUGCAGUUAAUUUAAAGAUCUUGAGAUGGCAUCCUGGAUUAUCUGGGUGAGCCCAGUGUAAUGACAAAAGUCCCUAUAAGAGGGCUGCAGAGAGUUAGGGUCAUGGCAGUGUGUCAUGGAAGCAGAGGUUUGAAUGUUGGCUUUGAAGGUGGAGGAGGGGCCAUAAGUCAAGGAAUUCUUGCAGCCCCUAGAGACUGGAACUCUUUUAACACCUUGAUUUUAGCUCAUCAGAUCCAUUUUAGACUUUCAACCUCUUGAACUGACAGAUAAUAAGUUUAUGAUGUUUUAAGCCACAGAAUGUUUUUUUGGCAUUUUUUUAUAGCAGCAGUAGGAAAAAAAUGAAAAAAAGAAAACCACUUGUAUUCCACUCAGGUAUUUUCCUUUUCCUCUGGGUUGGACCAUGAAAAUGGUAGAACCUAAACUGGACCUUGCAGAGGAGGAUGGUGGAGGAAGCUAUCCUAGAUACCUGAGUGACCUCAUGGCACAGAGCUAUUGAUGUCUGCAUUGCAAAGUUAGAGAAAAAUAAGCUUCUGUCUUAUUGGGGCCACUGUAUGAUGAAUUUCUUUGUACCAGCCUAUACUCUUAACAAUCUCCUCUGGCCACAUUUGUCAGGAUUCUUAAUUUGUAAGUAAUAUCAGCUGACUACCUGUUUAAGCAGAAGGGGUAUUUAUUUAAAGGGUGUUUAAUAAAUCAAGGAGAAAACAUCUAUGUGGGCCACAGAGCCAAGCCAAGAAUGUGGAAAACACCAUGGACCUCUUACCUACCUUGUAUCAUGAAUACUAUGACCAGUGUAAGUUCCAGGUGCCAGAAUUGCUGUUGUGUGUUCUCCAGAAAAUGAAUGGCACCACCACCUUUGCCAUCACUCUCCACUGAGAUGAAUGUUGACAGUCCUUGUGACUCUGUGCCAUCAGCUUCCCAUUCAAAGUCUGGGGAGGGUGCAUUUACUUGCCAGAGCCUAAGUCAUGAACUGCAUGAUAGCAAGGAAGCCUGGGGUAAAACAAGUUUCUGGCAACUGGGGUUCUGUUCUGGGCAAUUUAGCCCAAAUGGGGACAGUUCUCAUAUGUAGGUAAUGAGGAUGGUGGCUACCCAGACAGAGUGGCAGAAGUCCACUCCACCUGGGAUAGGAACAUGAGGGUAAUUGUAAAGUGGGUUCCAUUAUUUACUUAGCAGUAACAUCUUGGAACUUGACACUUGCAGAUGUAACCUUUUCAGUAGGCAGUGAUGUGUCUGUUUUUAGCUCCCACUAUUUGAAGAGCUAAUGUGUAUUUUUUUUUUUUUUCCAUUGAGCUUAUUUGGUUUCAAAUGAAAAAGGUAUUCUGAAGAGGGGAAAUGAGAAGGCAGAAACAUCUGCAAUCUGGCAACCAAAAGAAGCAUGAAGAAGAGAUUAAAGGAUUUACCUGAAGACAAAGCAUUCUAUUCAUCAGAGACUGGACAAGAGUUACUCUUGCUUUGGGCAAUUAAAGAUGAUGUUGUCAUGGAAACAGUUGAUCUUGCUUUCAUUCAUUGGCUGCUUAGGAGGUGAGCUGCUCUUACAAGGCCCAGUGUUUAUCAAAGAGCCCAGCAACAGCAUUUUUCCUGUUGGUACAGAGGAUAAAAAAAUAACUUUAAGUUGUGAAGCACGAGGCAACCCUACACCUCAUUACAGGUGGCAGCUGAAUGGAAGUGAUGUUAAUCUGAGUAUGGAGUAUCGUUACAAGUUGCAUGGAGGAAACCUUGUGCUUAUUAACCCUGACAGAAAUAGGGAUACAGGAAGUUAUCAGUGUUUUGCAACAAACUCACUUGGAACAAUUGUCAGCAGAGAAGCUAAACUCCAGUUUGCCUAUCUUGAAAAUUUUAAAACCAAAAUGAGAAGUACAGUGUCAGUACGUGAAGGCCAAGGAGUCGUCCUGCUCUGCGGCCCCCCGCCACACUCCGGAGAACUAUCAUAUGCUUGGAUCUUCAAUGAAUAUCCAUCAUUUGUGGAAGAAGAUAGUCGGAGAUUUGUCUCGCAAGAGACAGGCCACCUCUACAUAGCCAAAGUGGAGACAUCUGAUGUGGGAAAUUACACGUGUGUUGUGACUAGUACAGUGACAAAUGCCAGAGUGCUGGGCUCCCCAACUCCUUUGGUGCUACGGUCUGAUGGUGUGAUGGGUGAAUAUGAACCAAAAAUAGAAGUUCAGUUUCCAGAAACUCUUCCAGCAGCUAAAGGUUCAACUGUGAAAUUGGAAUGUUUUGCCCUUGGAAACCCUGUACCUCAGAUUAAUUGGAGAAGAAGUGAUGGGCUGCCUUUCUCCAAUAAAAUUAAAUUGAGGAAGUUCAGUGGUGUGCUCGAAAUCCCCAACUUCCAACAGGAAGAUGCAGGUUCCUAUGAAUGCAUUGCUGAGAAUUCACGAGGAAAAAAUGUUGCCCGGGGGCGUCUCACUUAUUAUGCAAAGCCUCACUGGGUUCAACUCAUAAGAGAUGUGGAAAUAGCAGUGGAGGACAGUCUUUACUGGGAAUGCCGGGCAAGUGGUAAGCCCAAACCCUCGUACCGGUGGUUGAAAAAUGGAGAAGCCCUUGCCCUUGAGGAGAGAAUACAGAUAGAAAAUGGUGCACUUACAAUAUCAAACCUAAAUGUGACCGAUUCUGGCAUGUUCCAGUGCAUAGCAGAAAACAAGCAUGGUCUCAUCUAUUCCAGUGCUGAGCUCAAGGUUGUGGCUUCUGCUCCAGAUUUUUCAAAGACUCCAAUGAAAAAGUUGAUUCAGGUGCAGGUGGGCAGUGAGGUCAGCUUGGAUUGUAAACCCAGAGCCUCCCCCAGGGCACUCUCUUCCUGGAAGAAAGGAGAUGUGCUGGUACAGGAGACUGACAGAAUUUCUUUUUUAAAAGAUGGAGGACUCAAAAUUGCCAAUGUGACUAAAGCUGAUGUUGGGAUUUAUACCUGUAUAGCAGAAAACCAGUUUGGGAAAGCCAAUGGCUCAACACACUUGGUUGUUACAGAGCCAACAAGAAUAAUUUUGGCACCAUCCAACAUGGAUGUCUCCGUGGGUGAAAGCAUCAUUUUGCCUUGCCAGGUGCAACACGACCCGCUAUUAGACAUCACAUUUACCUGGUAUUUCAAUGGGGCCCUCACAGAUUUUAAGAAAGAUGGAUCUCACUUUGAGAAAGUCGGUGGGAGUUCCUCAGGUGAUUUAAUGAUCAGAAACAUUCAAUUAAAACACAGUGGAAGAUAUGUUUGUAUGGUGCAGACAGAAGUGGAUAGUGUUUCAUCUGCCGCUGAUCUCAUAGUAAGAGGUUCACCUGGACCACCAGAAAAUGUAAAGGUAGAUGAAAUUACAGAUACAACAGCUCAACUCUCUUGGAAGGAAGGUACAGACAACCAUAGCCCAGUUAUUUCCUAUUCUGUCCAGGCACGGACACCUUUCUCCGUGGGAUGGCAAACAGCCACAACAGUGCCUGAGGUCAUUGAUGGGAAAACACACACAGCUACAGUAGUGGAGUUAAAUCCAUGGGUGGAAUACGAAUUUCGGGUUGUAGCCAGUAACAAAAUCGGAGGUGGAGAACCCAGUUUACCCUCAGAAAAAGUAAGAACUGAAGAGGCAGUUCCAGAAGUGCCUCCUUCAGAAGUCAGUGGAGGAGGUGGGAGCCGCUCUGAACUGGUGAUCACCUGGGAUCCAGUCCCCGAAGAACUACAGAAUGGUGAGGGUUUUGGGUAUGUUGUUGCUUUUCGCCCUCUUGGAGUUACCAACUGGAUCCAGACAGUGGUCACAUCUCCUGAUACCCCAAGAUAUGUCUUUAGGAAUGACAGCAUCCUGCCAUUUUCACUGUAUGAAGUUAAAGUGGGUGUUUAUAAUAACAAAGGUGAAGGACCCUUUAGCCCAGUGACAGCAGUGUUUUCUGCGGAAGAAGAGCCUACAAUAGCUCCAUCUCAAGUCUCAGCAAAUAGCCUAUCUUCCUCAGAAAUUGAAGUUUCAUGGAACGCCGUUCCUUGGAAAUUGAGCAAUGGACACUUACUUGGCUAUGAGCUUCGGUACUGGAAUAAUGGAGGAGAAGAGGAAUCAUCAAGCAAACUGAAAGUGGCAGGAAAUGUGACAUCAGCCAGACUCCGUGGUUUGAAAAGCAACUUGGCCUAUUACACUGCUGUCCGGGCUUUCAACAGUGCUGGUACUGGUCCCUUUAGUGCCACGGUGAAUGCAACCACCAAGAAAACCCCUCCCAGUCAGCCACCAGGAAAUGUUGUCUGGAAUGCUACAGACACAAAAGUGUUACUUAACUGGGAGCAAGUGAGAGCCAUGGAGAAUGAAUCAGAAGUAACAGGAUAUAAAGUUUUCUAUAGGACUAGCAGUCAAAAUAACGUGCAAGUGCUGAACACAAACAAAACUUCAGCUGAACUUUUGCUGCCCAUUAAAGAGGACUACAUUAUUGAAGUUAAGGCCACAACGGAUGGUGGGGAUGGAACCAGUAGCGAACAGAUCAGGAUUCCAAGAAUAACCAAUAUGGAUGCAAGAGGUUGCACUUCAGCCAUCUGCAUUGUCCACCCUGUAUCAAGCUCUAUCUCCUUAGUACUCUUCUUUAUUGUGAACGCUCUGUGGUGAUAUUCCUUUUUUUUUUCUUUUUCUUGACGAGAAAGUUAAUUGGUUACAAAAAAAAAAAAAGUGCUUUCAUGAAAUGCAAUGGUUAUGCAUGUUUUUUUCCAAGUCUGUAUUUUUAACUUUAUACAUAAGUAAAAUAUGAAUAUAAUAAAAAAAACAGUAAAUCCUUUGAGGGAAAUCUGAAAUGCCUUAAUAUUUACUUGAUAAACCAAAGGAAUUUACAUAUUACAUACUUAAGAUUUUUGAUGGAGGCAUCCUUAAGCUAUGAGUUUAAGCACUGCCUGUGGAAAAAGAUUCACUCAAGUGCUCCAAUGUGGACACACCCAGACAUACUUUUGUUGUGUUUUUUUCAUGUAGAAAAACUCAUUUAAUUCAGAUGAUCUGUUCCCAUUUUAACAGCAUUGUUUGGAAGACAUAAUUUGUAUUAUUUUAAAAUGCUCGUUUGAAAUAUGCAAAGGUGAAAAGUUCAUUAAAAAUUACCCUGUUUGGGAGUUCCCAUCAUGGUUCAGCAGUAACAGACCUGACUAGUAUGUAUCCAUGAGGAUGUAGGUUCAAUCCCUGGCCUCACUCUGUGGGUUAAAGAUCUGGCAUUGCCAUAAGCUGUGGUGUAGGUCACAGACAUGGCUCAGAUCCCUCAUUGCUGUGGCUGUUGUGUAGGCCACAGCUGCAGCUCCAAUUCAACCCCUAGCCUGAGAACUUCGUAUGCCAUGGGUGCAAUCCUAAAAAGACCAAAAAAAUAAAAUUUAGAAGAAGGUGCAUGUAAUUCAAAAGAAUGUUAUUGGGAGAUGUACCCUAGGCUUUGGGAGAGCAUUGUUUUUGUUCAGGUAUCUUGCUGAAUGGUUGGAAGACUCUACAAAUCACUUGGCUCACUCUGCUUCUCAGUUACUCAUCCAUAAAAUAUGGAGACAAUAAUAUUCUUCUUAUCUCCCUCUGUCCCAUGAAUUACUUGCUGAAAGAUAAAGAAGGAAAUGUGAUAGUGUUUUUUUUUUACCCCUAAUACACUAGGCCUGUGCAAAAUAUUAGUAUGAAUUUAUUUAAUCAUGUUAAAGUCAUGAGAAUCAGCCACAUUUUUUAAAGUUUGCCUCCCAUUCUAGGUAAUGCUUUCUUUUUUAUUUAGUGAUACUAUACAAUUGAAAUGAUCACAUUUUAUCCUUUCUCCAAAGUUUUAAAAAGUGAAAUAAAAUAAAAAGCAAUCGUUUUCCUUCACACCUGUGAAUAAGCUUUCAGGUUUUAUUAAAACAUGAUGGAGAAAAUAAGGAAUGACCUGAAUCUUAACCCAAAUAUUAAACAAAACUCACAUGGUCCUUCAUUUCCAAUUUCUGAUUCCAUUAAGGGACCCUCUCUUUUUGGGGAUGGUAGAGAUGGUUUUUUAAUGAAAUCCAGCCUUCUUAUCAGAGUGAGUCUGGCAGGCUUUUUAGUUCCUGAGUUAUAUUCGUAAUAGGAUCAUGGCAGCACUGCUGACUUUGAUAUGUAUGACUCAGUCUCUCUCAGUCUUUGGUGUUCAAAGGAUUGUCGAAGACAUGACUUCAUAGCAAUAUGUAAAGAAUAUAUGAAAAUCAGCAGAUUGAGGGUUAGACAUUGCAAAAUCAAAUUUUUUACCUCUUUCCUAACAAUUUCACAUUUUGCAGGAACUUGUUCUUCUUUGCAAAGAUACCUAAAUUUGAAACCAACAGAUAUCAACAGAGAAUACACAUUAGCAAAAUUCUGAUAUUACGAUGAAGUGUUACUUUACAUUUAAAUAUUACAUUAAGAUAACAUCAUUAUACACGAAGGAAAAAAAUAUUUAUAACUUUCUCUGCAAGGUCUGUAAAUAUUGUAUAUAUCUAGAACAAAUCUGAAUGACAGGUAGAUUUCAUAUGACCAUUGUUAUUUUGGGUCAAAAAUUGAGGAAACACUUUCUCCAAUACCUGUAUUUUAUGCUACAUGUAAUGGAGUUGUACCUUUUUAUUAUUUGGUAAUUCCUAUAAUAUGUUCCUAUACUUUUCACUUUCAAGAUGAUUGCUUUAUUGUUUCAUGGCAUUUCUAAAAAUAUAUCUCUAUGAGAUAAGCACUUUUUUCAUACUGAAAAGUAUAAAGUUUAUCUUUCAAUUCCUGUGUGUGUAUCCUAUGGUUAUCUGUAUGUAUUAUUUUUUAUUAUUCUAAUAAAAUUUAUAAAAUCAAA
Messenger RNA from Sus scrofa (pig), 7640 nucleotides. It is a transcript of the gene CNTN3, whose product is annotated as contactin 3. Gene Ontology annotation, biological process: brain development; cell-cell adhesion; axon guidance. Gene Ontology annotation, molecular function: cell-cell adhesion mediator activity. Gene Ontology annotation, cellular component: axon; plasma membrane. NCBI's taxonomy places the organism in Eukaryota, Metazoa, Chordata, Mammalia, Artiodactyla, Suidae. The record is from RefSeq and is a predicted model, not a curated record.